This is a messenger RNA of Saimiri boliviensis boliviensis (Bolivian squirrel monkey), 4305 nucleotides long. It is a transcript of the gene QSOX2, whose product is annotated as quiescin sulfhydryl oxidase 2. Gene Ontology annotation, cellular component: Golgi membrane. Gene Ontology annotation, molecular function: protein disulfide isomerase activity; flavin-dependent sulfhydryl oxidase activity. NCBI's taxonomy places the organism in Eukaryota, Metazoa, Chordata, Mammalia, Primates, Cebidae. Gene Ontology annotation, biological process: protein folding. The record is from RefSeq and is a predicted model, not a curated record.
UGCCAGGGUGAAAGUUCAGCGCGCCGGCGGCACUUCCAACAUGGCGGCGUCCGGAGCGGCGGUGGCGUGCAGCCCGGGAGUCGGAGCGGGUCCGGCGCCGGGCGCCCGACGCUCGCCCUCGCCGCGGGUCGCAGGGCUGCCGCGGCUGCUAGUGCUGCUGGCGGCUGCGGCGGCGGGGCCGGGCAUGGGCGGCGCGGCAGGGCUGUACCGCGCGGGCGAGGACGCCGUGUGGGUGCUGGACAGCGGCAGCGUGCGCGGGGCCACCGCCAACAGCUCGGCCGCGUGGCUCGUGCAGUUCUACUCGUCGUGGUGCGGCCACUGCGUCGCCUACGCGCCCACCUGGCGGGCCCUGGCCGGGGACGUGCGAGACUGGGCCAGCGCCAUCCGCGUCGCCGCUCUGGACUGCAUGGAAGACAAGAACCAGGCCGUGUGCCAUGACUACGACAUCCACUUCUACCCCACCUUCCGAUAUUUUAAAGCAUUUACAAAGGAGUUUACAACUGGAGAAACUUUUAAAGCAGGACCUAACCGCGAGCUGCAAACAGUCAGACAGACCAUGAUUGACUUCCUGCAGAACCACACGGAAGGGAGCAGGCCCCCUGCCUGCCCGCCCCUGAACCCCAUCCAGCCCAGUGAUGUUCUUUCUCUCAUUGACCACCGUGACAGCCAUUACGUGGCUAUUGUCUUUGAAAGCAACAGCUCCUACCUUGGGCGAGAGGUGAUCCUAGACCUGAUCCCAUAUGAAAACAUCGUGGUCACCCGAGCGCUGGACGGGGACAAAGCAUUUCUGGAGAAACUCGGGGUUUCUUCGGUUCCCUCGUGUUACCUGAUCCACCCAAAUGGGUCACGCGGAUUGAUUAACGUUGCGAAGCCUCUUCGGGCCUUCUUUUCCUCUUACUUGAAGUCAUUGCCGGAUGUGAGGAAAAAACCACUUUCCUUGCCUGAAAAGCCAAACAAAGAAGAAAAUUCAGAAGUCGUGGUUUGGAGGGAAUUUGACAAGUCGAAGCUGUACACGGCAGACCUGGAGUCGGGGCUGCACUACCUCCUGCGGGUGGAGCUGGCGGCCCACAAGUCCCUGGCCGGAGCGGAGCUAAAGACACUCAAGGACUUUGUGACUGUCUUGGCGAAGCUGUUCCCCGGACGGCCAGCAGUCAGGAAGCUGUUGAAGAUGCUGCAGGAGUGGCUGGCCAGCCUUCCCCUGGACAGGAUCCCCUACAACGCUGUGCUGGACCUGGUGAACAACAAGAUGCGGAUUUCUGGAAUAUUCCUUACUAAUCACAUAAAGUGGGUUGGAUGUCAAGGAAGCCGACCUGAGUUGAGGGGUUACCCAUGUUCUGUCUGGAAACUGUUCCACACUUUGACUGUUCAAGCCUCGGCCCACCCAGACGCACUGAUUGGCACAGGCUUUGAAGACGACCCCCAGGCUGUGCUGCAGACGCUGAGGAGGUACAUUCGCACCUUCUUUGGGUGUAAAGAGUGUGGUGAGCACUUUGAGGAAAUGGCUAAAGAAUCCAUGGACUCAGUGAAAACCCCAGACCAAGCCAUCCUCUGGCUUUGGAGGAAGCAUAACGUGGUGAACGGCCGCCUGGCAGGCCAUCCAAGUGAGGAUCCCAGGUUUCCAAAGCUUCAGUGGCCCACUCCAGACCUCUGCCCAGCCUGCCAUGAGGAAACGAAGGGCCUGGACAGCUGGGAUGAAGGCCACGUGCUCACGUUCUUGAAGCAGCACUACAGCCGUGACAACCUCUUAGACAUGUAUUCUGCAGCCCGGGGGGAUUCUGGUGAAGGAGGACCCCUGGCCAGGGGUGAAGAAGAGGAGAAAAGACCCACUCCCCCCGAGAAGUCCCGUGGAGACCGAGACGCCCAGAGCGUUCGUCCACCCAGUGCGCUGGGCCCCAGGCCCGCCCUUCCGGAGAGCUUGCACCACAGGCCGGAUGUGAGACUCCAGAGUCUGGACGGGCCUGAGGUCCGCAAGCAGGUGGAGGUGGCUGUGCCCUUCCUCGGGGUUGGCUUCUCCAGCCUGGACAUGAGCCUCUGUGUGGUGCUGUACGUGGCCUCGUCCCUGUUCCUCAUGGUGAUGUACUUCUUCUUCCGGGUGCGGUCCAGGCGGUGGAAGGUCAAGUACCAUCACCCGGCUGUGUGAGUGCCCUCGGAGAGGCAGCCCCGCCCCGUGCCACCUGCAGCUUUAAUAUUGGAUCAGGGAUUUUACACGCGGGCCUGGUUUCGCACCCGAUGGCACCUUUUGGCUUCCGAGGCCUCGUUUUACAAACGCUCUUCGACAAGGGAAGAUGGGGGGUAAUUUUGUGGGGACGUCUGCAUUCCUGGCACGCUCAAGUCUGUUCAUACUCCUUUCACAGGCUCUACAGCAGAAAGACUCUGUUUCCUCUAAGAGAGGGCGAGGAGUCCAGGCCAAAUGCUGUUCCCCACACACUUUAAUCUCAAGUGUCCUGGACUCCGUCUCAUCCUGCAAGGCCUUGUUGCCCCUGCCCCUCCAGGCUGCCAAGUGUUCCCCGUUAGCCAGGUGGGGGCGGAGCAGAGCCGGAAGUGCAGGCGUGCACCACUCCAGGCACAUGCCGCUCCGGUGACCCUCCGGUGUGCUUUCCACGCUUCCCUAUGGAAGGGUUCCCGAGGGCUCGCUGCGCCCCUGCCGGUGUUUUCACUUCAGUUGUGGGUAUUUGAGCAGGGGAGGAGCCGAGGGAUUUCGUGGCUGUGCUGCGUUUCAGAAGAUAACCCCCAGAGGCCUUGUGCCAUGGACUUGGGUAUGGGAAGGAUGGUGGCUUAUUUAACACUCAGAGGCAGUACCUUUGUUUAUCUGGUGACAAGAGAAAGACCAGUAAAUGGAGGGCAGCUCUGGGCUCAGCGGGCAGGCAGUGCUCAGAGCAGGGGCCCCUCUGAUCAGGGGUGGGGAGGAGAGUGGUCUGCCCUUGGGAGCACAGGCCCCAGGGAGACUUCCAAAGCCCCCUCUGCGAUCUACUCUUCACCCAGCACCACAGAGGCCUGCAGGUCCCAGCCACACACGCACCUCACUCUAGGCCCAUGGAGGGGCAGGGGUGGCAGGUGCCUGUGCCAGGUUUCCUUUGCCUGAAGCUGCUUUGGGAAGGAUCUCCACACAGGCACUGGUUUCCCAAGCUUUGGUCAUGAUUUCUUUUACCAUUUAAUAAUUUUAAAUAUUGUUUUAAACCCAAAACGUUUAGUGGUCAAUUACCUCUGAAGAUUUAAACAAAUACACUAUUUCUGGGAACAUUUAUACUGAGCUUCUUUGUGGCUGUUGGUGUGUCUCACAGGCUAAAUUUGAUUUGGCUAAAGUAGGCUCAGAUGUGUUUGUGUGACCAUGUGUGUGUGUCUCUGACAGUUGUAAAUAUUUUUUCCGCUUUGCCCUCUUGGUGUUGUAUACUCGUGUGUUAACUAACUGAGGCAGAUCACAUGGUAUAUUCGUAAGACCACCGUAAUAUCGAUGUUACUGUUGCAGCUUGAGGAACACAGCAGCUGAUUCCUUAAACGCCUGCGCUAAGGAUGCCGCCCAGAGCCCCGUAGCUGGUGGGAGCGGUGUCUGAUGCCGUGGCCUCUGGCUUCACGGCUCUCACGUGAGCGAUGCUUCUGGUUUCACACUUUUAACCCCUCUGUGCUUGGACAGCCGUGACGUUGCCUUCAUUGCUGGUUAGAGGCCUGGGUUAUUGAAGACACCGGAAUGUUUCUCUUUCAGCUUGAAAACCAGACGGGUCUACACGUGGGUUUCAGUGUAUUUGCCUUUGAACCCUUAACUAAACUGACUUUUGGCUAGUGUUGAAUGUCUUUAGCUAGGGUGACCUGGGACAGUGUUAGGUUUACCGUCUCCAGCUUCGGCCUUUCCAGAAACUCAUGUGGAGCGCAGUGUGGCUGCAGUUUCGGCAUCCUGUUGCAGUCUGGGGUCACCACUGUUGGGGGAACAAGCUUGCGACCUGCUGAGGGGCAGGGUUUUCACCUGUCAGUAGUGGGGGUCAGAGUCACUGCAGAGGUGGCCCCAGGGGUCACAUGUCCAUGCUCUAACACACCUCCUGUGACCGCUCAGAGCUGGAUGCCGCCUUCAGGCAAGGGUUAGAGUCUAUUUUCUCAAGUUUUAAGUAUUUUAAGAGAUAUUGAGACUAAUGAAUAUAAUAGUUCAGUAAUUUAAAUGUUUAUUUAUUUUUAACGGAAGGAUUUUUAUUAAAAAUAAGCUAAUUGACAUGGAAAUGUCAGUGAAAUUUCUUACCAGCAAGGAAAGUGAACAUUUUGUAUUUAAGUAAACUAUAACAUGCACAUUUUAUGAAUAAAGAAUCUGACAUUUGAAAA